Messenger RNA from Drosophila innubila, 3855 nucleotides. RefSeq names its product tetratricopeptide repeat protein 37. Gene Ontology annotation, cellular component: Ski complex. The transcript has 13 exons. Gene Ontology annotation, molecular function: protein binding. The coding region runs from base 87 to 3779 and encodes 1230 amino acids. Lineage: Eukaryota; Metazoa; Arthropoda; Insecta; Diptera; Drosophilidae. The record is from RefSeq and is a predicted model, not a curated record.
AAUAUAAUUUGAUCAUAGGGUCACACUGUUUUUGCCACCUUCGUUGAAAUAAAACUAAAUUAAAGUACUUUAUUAAUAACAAUACAAUGAGUUCUAAAGAAUCCAAAGCGCUUAUUAAAGAUAUUCGGGAAACAAUAAAGCUGGCCAAAUAUGGAGACGCCAUACACAAGUGCCAACGGCUACUGAAAAGUGACCCAAACAAUCAUAUGGGUUACUUGUUGCUCGGCGCUGCCUAUCAGAAUGUUGAUAAGGCCGAGGCGGCGAAAUAUCUGCGAAAGUCCAUGGAGCACACGGAAGGACCGGCAACUGUUGCCCUACAAGGACUAGCAAAUUGUGCGCCAAGUGCAGAGCUGCCAGAGAUUUAUGAUCAACUAGUGGAUUUAAUUCCUGAAAAAUGUUUGGAUUACUACGAAAAACUGUUUGCGCUGGCAACAGACGCUACCUUGUCCCAGGCUUGUUUAAAUAUAUUUAAAAAGAGAGCGCAAAAUCGUGAAGAUGCAAAUAUCAAUAAAAUUCAAGAGUAUCUCGGAAGAAUAUGGUUUAGCACUGAUAUAGAGAUAGCAGCGACGGACAAUGAUCUUUACAAAAUUAGCAUGGAAACUCUACUGAGCAUUGGCGAUGCGGAUCUGAAAAGCAUGGUAUAUAAACGCUACUUAAAGUGGCUCUAUAAGGAACAGGAUCUUGUUUCUUGCUUACGACACGCCUGCAACAUGACCGUAUCUCAUCCACGUGCGGUUUAUGGCUACGAGUGGAUUUGUAAGAUCUAUUGCGAAUUUCAUGAUCGGCCGUAUAAGGACGCUUGGAUGCAGGAACUGAAAUUCCCGAUACAAGCCUAUGCCGAGCAACUCUUGGAAUUUAAUGCCAACUCCAAUUUGGCGCUCCUUAUCAAGUCCUUUGAUUUGUAUCAGCAACAGCAAUAUAUUCCGGCGCGACAGUUGGCACUGCAGGCACAGCAAUGUCAUCCCAGCUACAAGGUGACACUUCAGUUGCUGGCACGCAUCCAUAUGAAACUUGGUGCAUAUAGACUGGCGUUGAUGCUGUGGCAGGAGAUAGGCCGAGAGAACCAAGAGUAUGCACAGUGUCUAUCAUAUGAGAACGAUCCAACCAAGUUAAAAGAAGCUGUCGAAUUGCUAAGGGGAUUCCCAGAAAGCGAAUUAAAUAUUAAGGCCUUGGCACGUUGUUAUCAUAAACUCGGCGACACUCAACAGUUAAAGUCCCUUCAUAUCGACGAUGUUACUCGAGCUGAAUAUGUACUAUCACCUAUAGAAGCUUUACAAGUUAUGGCUGGCAACGAUUCCUUUGAAGCGCUGCUUCUACGUGGAAAGCUGCAUAUGAAGCUACAGGAUUACGAUGAAGCACUCAACUGCAUGUUGAAGGCCACAAGGUUGCAGCCGCACAUUGCCGAAUGCUUUGACUAUUUGGCUCGCUUGUAUCAGGCCAAUGGAGAUAUAACUCGGGCUCGCAAAUGCUUUGAAAAGUGCAUCAGUCUCAAUGCGUUGUCCGAACAGGCCGUCGAUAGCUUGAGCUGCAUCUAUCAGCAGUUGGGCGAGGAAGAUCUAAAUGAGACGCUGCUUCUAAAUACUCUGCGUUACUUGAACAACGACGAAGCUGUUCGCUUGCAGUACAAACUGGGAUUACACUUUUUACGAGUGAAUAAAUGGGAUAAUGCCAUUCAAUGCUUUCGCUUUGCCAUCAAGUAUGAUUUUAAAUGCAUGGUUUACUGGGAAUCUCUAGGUGAUGCUUACGCGGGACGUGGUUCCUAUAAUUCCGGCAUACGUGUCUUUCAAAAAAUACUCGAACUCUCACCAGCAAAUCGUUAUGCACAACUGCAAUUGGCGGUCAUUAAGACGACUAUUCGCAUGUAUCCCGAGGCAAUCGUUGACUUUGAUGUGCUGCUCAAAACGCAUCCCGAUUACUUGCCGGCUUUGAAAGGCGCCGCCGAAGCGCAUAUUGGCCUGGCCAACAACCUAAAGUCGCAGAAUAUUUACGGACGUGCCAAGGAUCAUUUCCAGCUGGCUGUAGAGCAUCUGCAAAGCGCCUUUUUGCAACCCAAGGCACAGGGAAUGGUCUGGUUAUGGCGUCUCACAGCCAACGUCUUUGUGCAGACAGCUCAGCUGCCUCAGUCCCUGGCUAAUUUAGAUGUCGCUGGCAGUUUGGCCAAACGUGAGGAGGACAUUGCCUACUUGUCACGCAAGGAUCUGUUGCAACUGGCUCAACGAUUUUUCCUGUGCGCCUUAAAGCUGAAACAAAACACAUAUUUGUGGUACGAAUUGGCGUCAUGUAGCUACUAUAGUGCUGUCUACAUGCCGGAGCAGGCGAAGGAUCAUCUGGAGACGGCUGCCAAGGUGUGCAAAAUGGCCAUCAAAGAGAACAGUAAUCGCUGGCAAAACUGGAAUCUAUUGGGCGUUAUCAAUAUGCAUGUGGCCAACGAGAAUCUGGCAGUUUCUCAGCAUUGUUUGAUACAAUCGGUUAUGCUGGAGCGCAAAUCCUACACAGCCUGGACAAAUCUGGGUGUGCUGUACAUAAAACUGGGCGAGGUUCGAUUGGCAAACGAGGCCUUUAAGCGUGCCCAACAAUCGAGUCCCAUAUAUCCAAAUGCAUGGAUUGGACAGGCCAUGGUGGCGGAGACAAUUGCCGAUCAGGAAGAGGCCUUCGAUCUCUUCCGUCAUUGCCAACAGUUUGAGUAUCAUCCGGAGGCAGCCGUCGGAUAUGCCCACUGGGUAUGCCAAGUGAUUUCCGAUCCGGUGAUGCGCAACAAGCCGCACAAUAAGCAUGCCAUUGAAAACUGGCAUGCGGAUAUAUAUGCCUUGGAUGCAAUCAAUUGGUAUGUCCAAAAUGAGGAAACGGAUGCGAGCAUUUCAUCGCUCACGUUCCAAGGAUUCUUGUGCGUUCGCCAGAAACUUUAUCAGCAAGCAAUCAAUGCCUUCACACGUGCCUGUGAACAGUCUGAUCCUGGCGAGGAUCGAGAUAAGCUUUACACGAACCUGGGCUAUUUAUACUUGAAACUUGGUCAACCUGAGAAGGCGGUAAAAGCGUUUAAUGCCAUUUCGCAUGCUACCUUUAAGCCCAUCAUUGGCUUGGCCUUGGCCUAUUAUCGUUCUGGACAGCUGGAGCAAUCAUAUUCCAUUUACAACUCGGUGCUGGACAGCGUUGUUGGCCAAGAUGAUGAAAAGGCAGCGACCAUUUUGGUGGCUAUGGCCUCCAUGGUCUAUGAAUUCCAAGGCGAAAGAGAUACCAAAACAGUGCUCUAUCAAUGCUUACUUCUUAAGGGCGUGCCCAUUCAAGCCUUGUAUUCAGCUUGUGCUUUGGGUGUGUUGCACGGAGACAGCGAUCUUUGCCAGAUGAUUAUGUCCGAGCUGAAGGCUCAUCAAUUCAGUGAGGAGCAUUGUGCAGAUGUUGCCUAUCUCACGGCCUAUUAUUGGUUGACCAAUGCGGGUGCCCGGCAGGCCCUUAAUUAUCUACAAACACAAGUACGGAUGUUUCCACAGCACGCCGGGUUACGCAGAGUCUUUUUUAAGUUUCUGCUUGAUUAUUUCCGGGAGGAUUCGGCUUAUCAACUUGCUACAUCCAAUACAGCUUUGAUUGCUCUCAAAUUGGGGCACAUUAACUUGCGUUGCAGCAUAAAAGCCAGCGAGGAAGCGGAAACAAGAAUUUAUGUCAGCCGCGCAUUGGAACCUGUGGACAAAAAUCAAUCUCUGAAGCUCGUUCAAUGCGCAAUUCGCUUAAAUCCAACCAACAAAGAAGCCAGACAGUUACUAGCUAGUAUAACUGCUUGCUAGUAAAUAUUUAUUUAUAGAGAAUAAGCUCAAAAAAUGUAUAUUUUAUAAGCAUUAAAAAAAAAAUUAAGAAAUCCUU